AAAUGCAAAUGAGUUUCAAUUUCUUCAUGUUUUGCCACAAACUCCUGAGAAAUUAGAUUGUAUCAGUCAUUUUACUCCCAUUGUCAUACCAGGGUUUCAUUUUUAAAAUUCUAUCUGUCCCAUAGAGCCUUAUAUUUAAGUAAGACAUAAAUGCUAGUUUUCUGUAAACAAAAGUCGUCAGUGAUGCUACGUGCUAACUCAAAUCUUACACGGAAUUGCCAACAAACUCCCAGUUUUCGCCCCAAUGCUAGCGAGAAGCAACCAUGAAAACUAUUUGCUCAACUAUGUAUUUAAGGCAAACAAUUAACACAAUAAAGCAUCCUGGGUACAAGUUAACUAGCAAAGAAAGUGGGAUGAUGGUCAUAUUGGGAGUCAAAGCUCUUCUGGACUCUUGGACCAGUUCUUAAACAUGCUUCUGGAAUGAGCUUCGUGUAUUCCACGGAGACUGGAACAUAUUUAGUCCUUUUUUUAUACUGGUUUUAAACCACUUCAUUAGUUGUGUUGAAAUAGCACAUUCCCAGAUUAGUUUAGUGUUUACACCUUAUUUUAUUUUUUAGAUUAUUUAAUAUUCAAUGUUUAUUUUACUUGAGUGAUAGUUGUCUUUACUGUUCUAAUGUAGCACAAGUCCUAUGUAAAAUAUAGUACGUAUUUUUGACAUUAAUACUGAAAUCUGAAAUAUAUACAGAAAUUCUUUACUUUGCUGAUAUCAGACUUUAAAAUGUCUAUCUCUUUUACUAAAAUGAAGAAUCUACCACUACACAACUUCAAAAUUUGCUGCAUCAACAUAAAGAGUCAACUACGUUACCACACUUCCUAAAUACCAAAUCCUGUCCGAUCUUGGGAGCUGAGCAAGGUUACUAUUGGGAUGUGAGACUGCCAACAAAUAUCAGAGUUGUAGACUAUAUUCCAGUAGACUGGACUGACAAAAUUACCUCUUGAGAAUUGAUUGCCUAAGAAAACCCUGUGAAAUUCGUGGGAGUCAUCAUAAGCUGACAGGCAACUUGAAGGCACAGACACACACAUACCAUACCAGUUUCUCUCAGUGUUACUCUGGGCAGAGAAAGAUGUGUGAGAUGUCAAAUGUUUAUGUAUCCACCCAGUUUGGAAGAGUGUAAAUAUCUUGCUUUAUCCCUCUUUGACUAAGGUAAACAGAUUUGCAUUGUUGUAGAAUGGAUUCAGACCCCAUGGAUAAUUCUAAUCAUUGAAGAGUAUUAAAUGGUUCCAUGCUGAAAGAGUACAGAAUCAAGUGUGCUCUUCUAAACAGAGCCAAAAAAAGCGAGCUGGAAUAAAAACAAACAUAAUGUUAUAAAAUGAAAAAAUGUAUUCAUCUUGCACUGUGGCAUUUUUCACGCCAAUGAACUUUACUGUCUAUAUUAAUGGGAAAAAUCCAAUUUUCCUUCAAUGGGAAAGCCACCAACAACCAAAUGGUUGGUAGGUUUGAAAAAAUAGCACAGGUCUUUUUUUCUGUUCUAGUAUGAUAACAUCAUAUUAGAAAAUGGGAUCCAUUUCUGCUUGUUUAUAGGGGAAAGCUCUUAACAUAGUCAAUUUUUCAAUAUAGUGUAAAUGACAAUGUUGUACAAUGACCUAUAUUGUGGGUCAAUUUCUAUGUAUAUUCUUCAGAAGAAAAGUGAAUAUGAAGGACUAAAAUUUCCCCUUACAGUAUACAAGCACUGACAGAAAAAGAAACAUAUUGAAGAGAAGUAAUGAUCACCACCUGCCAGGAAGAAAGACAAAUGUCUAGAGACACUGAUGAGAAUGAAAGAACUUAAGAUUCAAAACUUUUAUCAUCUGUUUUCCUUUUACUGGUAAAACAAGACCUCCUCCUCAUUUAUAUGGGAGUAGGGAUGAUCCGGAAGAAGAAACAUAUAGCUAACACCAUGACACCUAACUUGGUCUUGGCAGAACACAGGUAGGAAAGUACCACCUCUCUUGCAAUGAUAAAUGGUUCAAGGUGGUGGCUCAUAAAAAAACAGGUCAACAGACAAAGCUGUGUGUUAACUUGCACAAAAUGUUAUCACUUUCAACUUACUUUCAUGGAACACCACAUCUUGUCAUUCUAUUAUUUAAAAAAAUCUUGUGAAGCAAAAAAAUUUUUCUACAAAAGCCACAAAACUUGUAAGUCUUUAAAAUACCACAGGGCUUUUGACUAAAAAAGAACAAUGAAACAUGCAAACUGAAUAGAUGUUCUCACUUCCCAUAUUUUUUUAAGGUAUACUUCAGCUAUAGGGAGGGGAAAUGCCAUCAACACCAUAAAAGGCUAGUCUGACCUAAUCAUUCUUAAAAACAACAUGCAAAGGGGAAACAGCCACAUAUGAAAUGUGCGGCAAAUACAAACACAUUGAGGAUUUCAUGAACAGAAGUUGCGCCUCCUAACUUCCUGGCAGGACACAAACUAUGGCAACACUCUCAGCCACAGUUGCUGCCACAUCAUAUCAAGCUAACAAUACAACCUGUGACCUAUAUGAACAUAAGGAUUCAGCACGGAUCUUUCUACCUGCAUUUUACAGUGUUAUCUUCAUAGUUGGAAUACUUGGAAACGGACUUGCUCUCACUGUGAUAAUUAAAAACAGAAAAAAGAUGAAUUCUACCACUAUUUACUCAGCAAAUCUUGUUGUGUCGGACAUCCUAUUUACUACAGCUUUACCUACAAGAAUAGCGUAUUAUGGACUGGGCUUUCAUUGGCCAUUUGGAGAAGCAUUGUGCAAGCUCACAGCUCUUGUCUUUUACAUCAACAUUUAUGCAGCUGUGAACUUUAUGACAUGUUUGAGUUUUGACAGGUUUCUAGCUGUGGUUCAUCCUUUACGUACCAAGAUCAGAAGAGUGAAAUGUGCCACAUAUAUUUGUGUUUUGGUGUGGUUUCUUGUACUCGGACAAACUCUCCCAUUACUUAUGAAUAUGAUGUCACACGACGAAGGAAGUAAGAUAACAUGCAUGGAAUAUCCAAACUUCGAGAACAUGAUUGACAAUCUCCCUUGGAUCCUCCUUGGUGCCUGCUUACUGGGAUAUAUAAUUCCCCUUGGGAUUACACUAAUCUGUUACUCUAAAAUUAGCUAUAAACUCUGUAAAACUGCAAAGGGAAACUCUAUUGCUGAAAAAUCAGGAACAAACAAGAAAGCGAUAAAUACUAUUAUUUUUAUCAUUGUCGUCUUUGUCAUCUGUCUCACACCAUACCAUCUCGCCAUUAUUAUACAUAUGAUUAAGAAGCUUGUGCUUCCUAUCAUUCCAUGCAGCCAGCAACAGCUCUUCCAGAAGACUCUCCAUUACACAGUAUUCCUGAUGAAUUUGAACUGCUGCUUUGACCCUUUCAUCUAUUUCUUUGCAUGCAGAGGAUACAAAAGAACAAUAAUGAAAAUACUGAGACGACAAGGAAGUGUAUCAGUAUCAAGUGCUGUCAAAACAGCUGCUGAUGAAAGCUCUCGUGACAUUGGAGAUACACAGCUGUCUCCCCUUUCAACAUGUGGCAGUUGGAAGCCACCGAAGGAACAUUUAGGCACAAAUGCUGCUUGAAGCAGAAAAACUGACAUCAGUGAAAGUCCCUUCAAGAACUGAAUAUUGUGAAUCUUGGGACUGGAUGGUCGGUGGAUCAUGUGGCACAUGCUGUAGCAGGCAAACCAAAAAAAUGAACAGCUAACAAUUACUUUGCUUUUUUACUUUGGUUUCAGACAAUGUUGUCAUCGUGGAGCGUGAUAGUGUCCUGCAUAUUUCUGUUUUUCAAUCUUAGUAAGCCAAGUUGUUGAUGAAUGGUUUUAUGAAUUAGUUACCUAACAAACAAAUAAAUAUAUAUUAGAUUGAAUGUCUCCAUUUCCCACAAUCUUGAUUUCUAUGGCUGGCAUAUAGGAAUAUAGAUAAGGAAACAUUUGAUGUUGUUUGACUUUUCAUGUAUAACAAAUGAUAUGAAAUAAUUUAAUUAGGAAAAAAGAGUUUUCAAGAGAAAGCAUCCAGACUGUUUUAUGUCCCUUUCAAUAUAUUAUUGAGGAACAGCAGCACUGCUUCUUUUCAGUGUACAGUAAUAUAAGAGUUGUAAAUGUUUAUCAGUAUAGUAUUGGUAUCCCUAGGUUAAAUUCACCAAAUGAAGUCUCUCACUGGGUAAAACCAAGAACAGCCACCACCAAUUCUAACUUCUAUCCUGAUGUUCAUUCGCUCCCUAGUUUUGCAGGGGGUAUUUAUACAAUUUCGCUACAUGACUUCUCAAUAUCCGUACAAGAAAUACAAGGGCAUGUUUUGUGCAUAUCCAAGAACGUGUUACGCUGACAAACAUGUGUUACACUGAGAUAGGCAACAAAGCAAUCAGAACAAAAGCAUUUGAAAACCAGGAUAUCACUCAGGAGACUUUUUUCCUGCUAUAUAAGCAGUCUGUGGUCCAAAUAAAAAAGACCUCUCUUCUUUUAGAAUCCAAACAAUACAAACCUAGAAUCAUAUAAUAAACAAAAGGAAGGAGUGGGUGGGUGCUUACACAUCUUUAGCAACAUCUGCACUCUGAAGUUCUUUGUUGUAAUAUAUAUUUACUUUACAUACUGGUUUGUUUUUAAUUGGCUUUCAUUGUAUAACGUUCAUUUGUAUGUUUCUUGUACGUAUGUGCUUUCCUCUCUGAGGAGGAUAUUUCUUAGAUCAGGAUAAAAUGGUUUGUUUGGAAUCCUUAGCAUACGUACAGAGAGUUAUGUUUCUGCAGCAACCAAACUAAAAUGGUUUUGCUGGGAUAGAGAAAAGCCUAUGAAAUGCCAAAACUAACAAAUAUGCAAAAGAAGAGGUUAUCUCUUUCAGACUGGUGCUAUUGCAGACUUUGAAAUGUCAGAUUAAAAACUGUUACCCUAAAAAAGUCUUUUAAAAAAUCAAUCAUACGAUUUAUCCAGACAGACAAGAAUUACUUGAGGUAUGGGAUAGUUUAUGUUUUUACAAACACAAUUGUUGUAGGUAUUAAUCCCAGAAAAAGAAAAAAAUUAGAUGGGAUUCAGAUGGCACAACCUACUUGUGAUAUUUUAGGGGAAAAAAUCAAAUUAAAACUAACUGAUUUGUUUCAUUA
Molecule: messenger RNA, 5020 nt
Organism: Anolis carolinensis (green anole)
Lineage: Eukaryota; Metazoa; Chordata; Lepidosauria; Squamata; Anolidae
Gene: gpr183
Product: G protein-coupled receptor 183
Exons: 2
Coding region: 2395-3507 (370 amino acids)
Biological process (GO): B cell activation involved in immune response; G protein-coupled receptor signaling pathway
Cellular component (GO): membrane
Molecular function (GO): oxysterol binding; G protein-coupled receptor activity
Source: RefSeq, a predicted model, not a curated record